Molecule: messenger RNA, 1131 nt
Organism: Lingula anatina
Lineage: Eukaryota; Metazoa; Brachiopoda; Lingulata; Lingulida; Lingulidae
Product: UPF0587 protein v1g245604
Molecular function (GO): zinc ion binding
Source: RefSeq, a predicted model, not a curated record
CAAGUUAAAAUUACCAAGACACGCACUAACCGGAUGUUGAUAGCGCGCACAGCGGAAGCUGUGAAAUAAACAUGGUGAAAAUAGGGCUGCAAAUAAAAGCAGAUCUUGAGCACGUUUCCAACCUGCUGGCAAGUGGAGAUGAUUUUAGGUGGUACCUAAAGCUAAAAUGUGCUAACUGUGGAGAAGAAGGAAAAGAAUACCAAUACCUGACUUUGUUGGAAAAUUCUCCUCUGAAAGGUGGAAGGGGUCAUGCUAGUCUUGUUGUAAAAUGCAAAUUGUGUGGAAGGGAGAAUUCCAUAGAUAUUCUGAAAGAUACAAUUGUGCCAUACACUGCUGAAGACAGUGGCAAGUUUAAAACUAUUGUUGUCUUUGACUGCAGGGGAGUAGAACCUACGGAUUUCUCACCUAGGACUGGAUUCACAACUGAAGGGGCAGAGUCCGGAACUAAAUUUACAGAAGUGACACUAACAGAAAAGGAGUGGUGUGAUUAUGAUGAAUCAGCUAACACGGAGGUUGGCAUAUACUCCUUGGAACAUAAAUUCAUCAAAGUAAAAUGAAAGACUUUAGGGGAUUGGGAAGUGUCAAUUUUUAUUUUAUUUUUCCCUCUCUUGAUCAGGAUGCAUACCUGUACAGAAUAUAGACAUUGAUAAAAAUAUGGCAAUGGCAAAGAGAGACAAUAAAAGUCAUUACAGGUAUCAUUUACAAAGUAACUGAAUUUUAACAUUAUUAUAAUUAUACAAAAUAAAUGCUGGUACAAGAUGUCAUUGUAUGUGGAAUUUGAUUUCAAAUAGUAAAAAAUACUAGUAGUCUUAAUAAUAAGUAAUACAAAUAGAAAAGAUCCUAGCUCUGUAUACCUAUGCCUCCAAGGUAAAGUAUAUGAUAUUACUGGAUUGUGAAAUAUCUGUCUGUACAACUCUUCAGCUGUUCAUGAAGUAAAAAUGUAUUUGUGAGGAGCAUGUCAGUAAUUACUGUAUGUUUCUUUUUCUUUUUUUUUUUUUUUUUACCAAUCAGUUUGUCUUUUGUCCCGAUUUUAUAACUCCCAAGGAAUAGAAUGGAAAAGAAUCCUUCUGUGUGUUAUAUAUAUAUAAGCAUUUGUGGCUUCAGAAGUCAAUAUAAACUGAACUACAUCAA